Messenger RNA from Trichobilharzia szidati, 2723 nucleotides. The record is from the annotation of a GenBank genome assembly. Lineage: Eukaryota; Metazoa; Platyhelminthes; Trematoda; Strigeidida; Schistosomatidae.
GGAAAACUCUGUAACUCUCAGCUAAUAAUUAAAUCAUGUGAAUAUAAGAGCAACUCAUUUUCACUAACGGCUCUGUAAUCUUGUGAUUAUUGCUACAGAAAAUUGCAGAAAUACCAAUACACUGUUUAUUUCUCCUUUUGUUUAGUAACACAGUCGAAGAGACAUUUAUCAACCGCUGGAGUAAACCAGUUGAUCCGGACAUACUAAUUGCUAUAGUGCGCAUACAAUCAUUAUUUCGUGGACAUCGCAUUCGAAGUGCGACACUUCUAAACCAGACAAGGUUUAUUGUGGAAACGCUUUCUUCUACCAGCUCACACUCAGAUACUGAAAACACUGAAACAAAAUCGAGAUAUUUUAUGCGUAAGAUACUAAUAAGAAAAAUUAAACGUUUAUCAAAUGGUUGGAUGAAUUGCUUAAAUAUAUUACAACAAGGACAUAAUCAAUAUGAGGUUGGAAAUGAACUUAUUCAAAGGUUGAUCUUAUCCAAUUCUUCAGUGGUAAAUAACUGUGCGAUACAGACAAGACUGAUUGAAGAUCUUAAUCUGUAUCUAAGUGUCAAAGAAUAUUCCGGUACAUAUCCUGAAAUACCUUCAGAAUAUCCUAUGCAUCACACAGGACCUUCAAAUUAUGCAGAAAAACCCACUAGCUUAUUUUAUAAGGACUGGAUUCAUCUUUUGUUCCGCGAUUGUAUUUAUUUACCAAAUUCAAUGAACAAUGUACCUAUGGUAUCAGAGAAAGUGAAGUAUUCAAUUCAGAUGAAAACUGUACUACCUCACAGUUAUAUCUUGUUGAUAAACAAUGAUAAUGGCGUAACUGUUCGACCAUCAGUAGACUUCCCAUACACUUGGUUACAUCUACCUGAAAACAAAAUGGGUUAUAGUUUAUUGGGUGUUGCAGGCAGUGGACCGGCACCAAAUGGAAAAUGGAGUUUACAAAUUUUGGGUCCAGGUAUUAUGGGAAUUGAAAGACUGCCCAAGCCAGUGAAUGCUUCGUCUCAAAGUUUAUGCUCAAAUUUCCAUAUACUUGAAUUAGAAGAUUACUAUGAACCAAAUUCUAGUGGUUUAUUAUUUCGACGUCGAAUAUGUGCUAGUAAUGACAGCUUGAUAACAGUUCAGUUGCGAUUAUCUGUUCCGAAUGUACAUACACGAUUAUGCAUUAAAAUGGGUAACAAAGAGGUAGUGUCUGAUGACGGUUAUGGUGGUGCAUGUAUUUUCGCCUACAUGUUAUUAUCUGAUACAUUGUCGUCGUCAGAUGGUCGAAAAAGUCGAGCGUCAAAUUCAGGACGUCUUCUAGAGGCCUCAAAAACUGAAGUUAUUAAAUCAAGUCCUAGAGAAAUGACGAAUCCAAAACUUACAGCAGUCAAAUCAAAUACUGCCAGAGUAUCUCCACGAAAAUCCACGACACCCAAGAAAAACAUAAAACCAGGGAGUGGUUCAAGUAGUUCUACUGGUGGUAGUACGGUAGGCAGUAGUGGCGGCAGCAGUGGUAUUAGCAGUGCUCACAAUGAAAGAAAUAGUCGUCCCGUUUCGAGUGAACCAAUUUCUGUUCAAGGGGAUAAAGAAAAUCCCCUGAAAGAUGAGGAUCGAUAUUAUUGGAUUGAAGCCUUUGUCGACGUUAAACAGUGGCCAUUAAGUAUCAGCAAUUGGUCAUUUUUAGAGGAAAAGCGGUUAGCUAAACUUGAAGAAUGUCAAGUGAAUAAUCCGUCUAGAAGUGCUUCAGCUGAUAAAAGUUCCAGUGGUAGAACCGUAAAAUCUGCAACAAAGUCUGCUGGAGGUAAAUCCAGCGGUGUUGGUCAAAAAUCUGGUUCUGGACGUGCUAAUUCGGCGAAAAUUGAUAUAAAUCAGGCUCAUUGGAAAAUGAGAAUAAUUUGUAAUAACGCUAGUGAUGUGAAAUUAAUAAAUGCGGAUAGUAGAACUGCAGAAAUUAAAGCUUUAAAGAGAGCUUGGGAGGAAGUGGAACCAGGAAGAUCGAUGAGAGGUGAACUUUCAAGAACGCGUUAUCUUGAAGAAUAUGGUUUAAUGAAUAGACCGGACUUAAUAAACAAUUUAGAUGAUACUGAGUCAGUCAUUACAGGCAAAUCUGAUGACAGUCAAAUUCAAACUGCUAGAGAACAACCUUUAACAGACCCUUCAUCAGAUCCGUCGAGAAUUUACGUCCUAACAUUCCCACAAGAAUUAAAUCGAACUAUCAGUCUUGUAAAACCGGUUGAAUUACAAAAGUUCACCAUGAAACCAGAUGAAGUUGAGUUGAAUCGAAUUGACGAGGCAAGUAAAUUGGUUGGUCCAGAUACAGAACAAUGGUUUAUUGCAUCGCGUUACCUACAGCAAGUCAAACUGUUGUCAAAUAAUGAUAUGGAUAAAAUGAUAAAAGUGAAACGGGAAAUAUUUAACAAACUGAUGCAUAACUUGGAAGUAGAACUAGCCGAUCAUAAAAAGAAACGUGGUUUGUGUAAACAAAAUCACAUUGUUAUGCUCAAAACUGCUCAGUUUUUGAACGAUGAAGCUCACUUUAAAUACUAUGACAUGUGUACAACGUACAGGAAUAAUUUAAUCAAACAAUAUAAAGAGGAGAAAGAAGCACUUUUGAAUGAAGGUGCUGACUACUGUGCUGUUGAACCAGUUGUAAGUCAACAGAAAAGUCCUAAAAAAGAAAGAAUAAAGUCAUCAAGAAGUUCAAAGUCAGGCUCAAAAAGUCGUCCCAGUUCAAUUAAAAGAAGGAGUUAA